AGGGUGCUAAGAUGGCCGCCGCGCCGCUGCUUCCUGCUGGAAGAAAAGAUGUGGAGUGGGCUGUUACCUCCUGGGCUAAAUGAAAGUGAUGUUGAAUCAAAUUCUGAAGAUGAAGCCAUACUAGAGAACCCAGAACUUUCAGAACUUAACUUACAGGAAGAUGGAAAGACUGACAGCAGUAGGAAGCCAAAAAUGUCAGACUUCCCAGCAUGCAAGCCAAAAGCUGAAACAGAGACUGACACAAAUGCAUAUGACAAAUGUCCUUCUGGAAUUCCCCUAAACAUGUGGAAUAAAUUUCAAGAAUUGCAUAAAAAAAAUUCUGAACAGAAAAAUUCAACAUCAAGAUUCAGACAGAAAAAAAGAAAACGCUCCAAAAAAGGCAAAUUGAAGAAUGAAAAGGAAUCUCAGAGUGAGCAGUCCUCAAGUGAAACCCAGUGGAAGGAGCUUACUCAAUAUUUUGGAGCCAAUGAUAGAUUUGAACCCCCGGUUAAACAGAAAAAAGUUGAGAAGUCAGGCCUUGAAAAGAGGAUAGACCAGGCUGUGGAGGAAUGGGAUGUUGAGAAGGCUGAAGAGCUGAGCAACCAGCUAGCUACUCGAGAGCUCGGUGUAAAAGUUGCCAAAGCAAUUGCGUGCCACAAGUUUGUUAAAGCCAAAAAGGAGGCUGAAAACUCACAGGCUGCUCGAAAAAAGAAGAAGCUGGCAUGGGGGUUUGAAGCAAAGAAGAGAUGGGAAACCAAAAGCAACAUGGGAUAUAUGUAAUCUUGCAGAGUUCUUCAGGACAUUUAUUUAUAGACUAUCAUGCUUCAUUUGACAAAAAGAUUUUUCCACUUAGGUUAAAUGUGUCAGGAAAUUGAUAAAGAUAGAAAAAGAUAAGCGUAAAACUUGGGAGCUGAUUAUAAACUCUUUUCAGUCUUUUUUCUAAGAAGUUUGUGAAGGAAAUGAACAUUUUUAUAUUUGUGUAAGAAUUUUUAAGCAUAUGUACAAGAAAAAAAGGAUAGAAUUUUAUUUAUUUGUGUAAGCAUACAGUUUAAAAUCAAUUUUGUGUUUGAGCUGUUGGUCUAGCAUAUCCUGUGAGGUCCUUCGACUUCCUUAUCUGUUCUUAGCAUGACUGCACUUUUUCUAGAAUUGUGUUUUUACGAAUGGCUUUUGUUUAUAAUGGAUUAGUCAUAAAUAGAAAAAUUCUCAAUUGUUACUGACUUUACAAAUGGCUUUUAACUAUUUAAUUCUGUAAAAAAAUAAUUAUUGGUUAUUUUGGAGGAAGAAUUAAUAUUUCAUAGUCAUGUAGUAAAAGCAAUUGAUUAAUGUCAGUAGAAAUAAUUAUAGUAAAAAGUAGACACAUUAUAGUAUCUAGAGAAUGAUUUAAAUUCAGUUUUGCCUAGAAAAUGCCUUUCUAAAUAUCUGUCAACCAUGUCAUUCUUUGAAUUAUGAUUGUUCUUUGAAAAGGAAAUGGUCUGAUUGUGCUAGACACAGCUAUAACUUAAGAUAACAUAACUUUGGAUUGUCUAAGAGCUCAUUUGUUUUUACCCCUUCUCCCUGCUACUCCUUAAAAGAUAGAAUUAAUGAGACUAAAGAGAGAACUGA
This is a messenger RNA of Psammomys obesus (fat sand rat), 1581 nucleotides long. RefSeq names its product protein FAM204A. The coding region runs from base 49 to 759 and encodes 236 amino acids. The transcript has a single exon. NCBI's taxonomy places the organism in Eukaryota, Metazoa, Chordata, Mammalia, Rodentia, Muridae. The record is from RefSeq and is a predicted model, not a curated record.